Kockovaella imperatae is the source of this 3675-nucleotide messenger RNA. Its product is annotated as component of IIS longevity pathway SMK-1-domain-containing protein. Gene Ontology annotation, cellular component: protein phosphatase 4 complex; nucleoplasm. The coding region runs from base 177 to 3359 and encodes 1060 amino acids. The record is from RefSeq and is a predicted model, not a curated record. NCBI's taxonomy places the organism in Eukaryota, Fungi, Basidiomycota, Tremellomycetes, Tremellales, Cuniculitremaceae. The transcript is spliced from 11 exons. Gene Ontology annotation, biological process: DNA damage response; protein dephosphorylation. Gene Ontology annotation, molecular function: protein phosphatase activator activity.
UUUGUCAAUAUACAUAUCACUCACCGCUAGACCUGUCUCUUUGCUGUCGAGGACUGAAUGCUCUGACACUCGCGCAGAGCAGAGUGGUCAAGAUAGGAGGUAAAAUAGGGGGUGUAUCAGGGAAUUGAGCUUUCUCGAAGCCGUUCCCCUCUUGACGCCCCUACUAGUUAAGAGGUAUGGCCAGUCUACGACCGACCACCUCGUCUGCGGAUCUAUUUCCAGCUUCCUCCUCCAAAUCGACGGACGAUGGACAGCUCGCCAAUGGACUCAGCUUAGGUCUGGACGAAUCGUCAGAGGAGAUUCUGGCCACGCACGGAGAGAAUCGAUCAGAACCAUUGGAGAGGAUGGAAAGCCUUGAAAGCGGUUCAUCCGAAUCAUCUGGUCAAGUCGGAGCCUCCAGUCUUGAAGAAUCACUGGAAGGACAGGAGGACUCUGGAUCUGAUCAGGAGGUCAACGGUCUGCGUCAUGAUGAGGAUGGGAUGAUGAUCCAGAUGGAUUCAGUCAUGGACAUGGGAAGCGAGGGCGAGAGUGAUGAAGGGAACAGUAGCCAAGAAGUCAUCAUGAGCGAUUCAGAGGCUGGGCCGUCAAAUGGCAAGCGAGUCAAGGUCUACGAGCUACGCGAGAACUCGUGGUAUGAUCGAGGGACUGGACAUUGCAGAGGAGUUUAUGACGAUGCUCAAGAUCUCGCCAUGUUGAUCGUCGAGGCCGAGGUUCCUGAAAAGCCUGGCGAGGAUGAAGGCGAAGGUGGCUUUCUGAAGGAUGAGCUGUUAUUGAGCGCGAGGGUGGAGAAAGAUGACAUUUACUCUCGGCAGCAGGACACGCUCAUCGUUUGGACUGAACCGGGGACCAACCUCGAUAUUGCACUUUCGUUUCAGGAUGCAGAAGGGUGUGAGGACAUCUGGCAGUUCAUGUCGGAAGUCAGGCGGCAUCUCAAUGGCUUACCUAAUGAACUUGACGCAUCGCAACAUCCCUCAUCAUCAUCACCUCUUUCUGGCUCGCCGGUACUCGGUUCAGGUACAGGUCAAGGCACACUCACCGAAGCUCGCAUGACGUGGGAGAAACCAUCGUUGGCUAAUAUUAAGAGUCAAGAGAUAUGGUUACGGAUGCAGACAAAGUCUCCAGCUGGGCGUGAGAGGGCAGUACGACAUAUAAUCAGCGAGGACUACAUCAAGGAAUGCAUUGCGGUACAUGAGCAAGCGGAGGACUUGGAAAGUCUGGAUGAUCUACACGCCCUGUGCUCGUUGAUGCAGACUAUACUACUUCUGAACGACAAUACAGUUUUCGAAUACAUCCUUCAGGACGACAUGUUUGUCGGUGUCCUGGGUCUACUCGAAUAUGACCCCGAAUUCCCUACCCUUAAAGCCUCUUACCGUUCAUUCUUCGAGGAGACUGCCAAAUUCCGCCAAGUCGUCGAGAUACGGAAUCCGGUGAUCGAAAGCAAAAUACACCAAACCUAUCGGCUCAUGUUCCUCAAGGACGUCGUCCUCGCUCGAGUCCUGGAAGACCCAACAUUUGGAAUACUGAACGGCUUCAUCUUUUUCAAUCAAAGUGACAUCGUCUCGUACAUGCACUCGACUGCUGGAGUAUUGAAUGAAUUGUUCGCAGGAUUUAAAGGCGGUUCAGAAUCAACAGAUGAACCUCUCGAUGACCGGAAACGCGAUAUCGUUCUGUUCCUACAUCAACUCAUGAUCAUGGGCAAGAGCGUUCAAUUACCGAAUCGGGUAGCCCUGUAUCGCAACUUGUUGGAGAAGGGCUUGCUUUAUGUCUGCGAGUGGGCUUACACCCGACACGAAGCUCAAAUUCUGCAUGCCGGUGCAGAGCUUUUGAGCUUAGCAGUAGAGCACGACGUCAACGUCUUUCGACGACAUUGCCUCCAGGCCCAUCAAGCUCGACGUAGGACGCUAUUGGCGGAUAUGAUUGGCCUCAUGAACGCGACGCAGAAUAUCGGCCUGCUCAGUCAGACCAUGGACACGCUCCGGUCGAUACUGGAUGUCGGGAUGGACGAGGCGGCUUUUGCGGUCCGAAAGGAGAGCGAGAGUGCCGAAUCGUUUAUGACGUACUUUUACGACCACUGUUCAGUGAUACUGUAUCAGCCAUUGCUCGACCUUCCAGAUGUCAAUUUUAACGAACCCCCUGCCCAUCUCCCUUCCCUCUCACGCGAACGCAGAUCCUUAUUGCAAGGCCUCAUUGAGCUAUUCUCCUUCACCUUGUCCAAUCAGAAUCAAGCACAUCGCGCCGCCUAUUUCCUCCUCUCACACCCGCUGUCCCGCAAGGUGUUGACUUUGCUCUACUUCAAGGACAAGUCACUCCGUCACGCCGCAUUACGAUACAUGAGGACAUGUUUCAAGAUUCAAAAUCAUUUCAUCCAUCGAUAUUUCGUCAAGAAUGACCUGCUGUUGCCCCUGUUGGACCUCAUAAAUUCGCAGAAUGGACGGGACAACAUGUUGAGCUCUUCGUAUAUGGAAGUACUGGAGCUGGUUCGAAAGGAGAACAUCAAACCCAUCAUAAAUCACCUGUUUGAGAAUCACAAAGCUCGUCUAGACGUGCUCGCUUCUCGACCAUACCUUCGUCUAAUAAUUCGUGGUCUGACACAACGUUGGGAAGCCAACAAUGAGCCAGCACCUCCGCCCCCACCUCAGCCUGAUCCAAACAUGUCCAGCAGCAAGACUUGGUCCAUGUCUGCCGAGGCGGACGAGGAGAAUUACUUCCAGGCGUCCAGUGAUGAUGAGGAGAUUGGACCAAAAGCUCCCAUGUCGUCUUCCUUGGUCUCGCCACAGAAACGGAAACGAGCUCAAUCCGGUGCACCUACCCCACCACCUCCAAAACGUCCGUCUGCUCCGAGUCCUGGCCGAAUGGCCAGUGGGAACAACGGCUCUUCAGCUCUAGGACUAGACUAUGAUGAUGGGAGUGAUUCUGACGGAUCAUCUGGUGCUCAGUCUCCCGUCAUCAAACCUUCUGCUUCUUCCGCAUCAUGGAACUCGAGCGAGACAUCGUCAUCGACUGAACGUGGUAGUACGCCACCGGAGGAACUCGCUGAAGAUCUGGGAGAUGUGGCCAUGAAGAUGCGAGCCAAGCGAUUACGUGAAGAGGAAGAGGAAGAGGGUUUUGCAGGGUUACUCGUCAAGCAAUCGAAAAAGACUAGUGAUAAUCAAUCCGUUGGGAAUGGGCCAGCAUCAAGAUCUCGCUCUCGAUCAGCUUCGCCAAACGCCAAGGGAGGAUCAGAUGACAUGAAAGUCAACGGGUCAUCUACCGCCGCUGCCACCGACAAGGAGUCUCCGAAUGGUGGAAAGAAGAGCAAGAUUAGAUUGAGUUUUGGUCCUUUUGGUAGGAAAGCUGCGGGUGGAGGUGGGGACAAGUGAGGGUCUUAUAUUCGGAAGGGGUUUUAAACUGGGCUCUCCUUCAUGUGACAUCGAGAGUUAGAAAUGAAAGCUGAAAGCAUGCUGCCCUUGAUCACAUGCAUCCCCGUUGUAUGAGUCUGCCAUCAAAAUGUGUCGCCACUCGGAUGGUGUUUGGAGUGGAGGAAUGGCGAGUCAAUUUUGAAUAAAUCGUUGCCAUCGGCUUUAAGCAUUCUAUGUUGGGUGCCACACGCUUCAGUUGAAAAAUUAACGCCGAAUCUCUCCGGUCCGGUAGCUUCGUAGCCCCCUCACACAUGGGAUUUUUGGUUGGUAGUAGUAG